AUGAAGGGAAUUGAGACCUUAUUCAGGUCUCAAAUGCGCUUCAUGAUUCAGAACAUUGAGAAGGCAGCUCUGCUCUCUGAGCAUGUCAAUCUGCUUAUCACUGAGAUGGAACCUAAGACAGCAGAUCAGAAAAUGCAGGAUUUUGAGAUGCAGAUUAACCUGACUGAGAGAAAGCAGUAG
Blastomyces dermatitidis ER-3 is the source of this 180-nucleotide messenger RNA. RefSeq lists its product as uncharacterized. The transcript has a single exon. Bases 1 to 180 code for a protein of 59 amino acids. Lineage: Eukaryota; Fungi; Ascomycota; Eurotiomycetes; Onygenales; Ajellomycetaceae. The record is from RefSeq and is a predicted model, not a curated record.